AUGGACAGUUUCUCCCCCAGUUUGUCGACCUCUACCGCUACCAGCAUGUCCGCCAGUGUGGACAAGCCCUCCACUUCAGCUAGUCUUUCGCCAAGUGUCUUGUUCUCCACCUUUGCUUGGCUUUUAACCAGUGCCUCGAUUAUCGCUUUUGCCUGUAUCUCGUAAUGUAUCUCGCAAACUGUGUUAACCUUCACUUGGAUUAGCCUCUUUGUUCAUGUGUCGUCUCAACUUGCAUUUCUGCUAGCCUGUCAUUCAGUGUCUGCUCCAGUUUCUUGGGCUUCAGCUCGGCCACUGAGACACUAAGUGUCUUGACCUCCACUUCUGCUCGACUGGCAGCCAGUUUUGUUGACCUACGCAAAGGUCUGUACCUCGGCUAGUCUGUUUGUUACUGUCUCAAAGACAAUAACUCUUAGACAAUUAGCAUGUCAGCAAAUGUAAUGACAGCGGCACUUACACAGAUGUAUGGUUAAUAGCAUCAAAUUUUACCCUUUCUAGCCGCUGACAGUUUGUUUAACACGUCUUGGUACUUUACUUUCGCCAGUGUGUAGUCGACUGUUUCCACUUUCACCACUGAUAGCCUGUCAGCCAGUGUAUCGACCAGCAUCUUGCUCCCCAUCUCAAACAAUGUGUUCUAAACUGUCAUGACCUGUACCCGUUUUUCUCUUUCAGGCAGCAUGUCCACCAGCGGCUGGAAAUCCACCUCGGUCAGUGACUCCCAAGGUUUUUCAAAUUACACCACUAAUAGCCUAGCAAACAAUCUGUCCAUCAGCCCCGCUUUUUGAGUUUUCGCUAGUGUGUUUUCAAGUUACUUCACCUGCAUUCUUGCAUGCCUCUGAACUAGAGUGUCAACCAUCGUGUCAAUCUCUACCUCAGACACUGUGCCGCAAAAUUUGUUAAGCAUACAGCAUCAAGCAUUCAUGGCCUUUAGCCAGGCCAGUGAGGCGCUUAGCGUCUCGGAAUUGGACAGUGUGUAAAGAAGGUAUUCGAGCUUUACCUAUGAUAGGCUAUUAGUCAGUGUGUAAGGAAGUGUCUUGACCUCCAACUUUGGUAAGCUCAUAGAGAGAGACGACCAGCCUCUCCGUCUCCACGUAGGCCAGUGUCUCGUCAAGUUUGUCGACUUUCGUUACAACUUUGCUAGCUCGGGCUUUUGUUGUUUGACCAGCCUCUCCCUAGGACUCUACCUUCACGAGGGAGUCGUAGAGUGUCUUGACCUCGGCCAUCGCUAGCUCUUCAGCCAGUGUGUCUACAAGCGCUUUGGUUUCCAUCAAGGCGAUUAUUUUUUUAAUUUUCUUGAUGUCCACCUUUACUAGCUAUGCAGAUAGUGUCUCCACCAAAGCGUCAGCCUCGACAUUCCAAAAUAUGUUGGUAAGAGUGCUUAUCUCCACCUCUGUAAGCCUCUUAAUUAGGGUGUGGAACAGUGCGUUUGCAUCCAACACGGUCAGUGUGUCGCUUAGUGUCCUGACCUCUAUCUUUAUCCCAAAACUAGGUCUCCACCCCGCCUAAUGUUUGGCCAAGUGUNUGUCUGCUCCAGUUUCUUGGGCUUCAGCUCGGCCACUGAGACACUAAGUGUCUUGACCUCCACUUCUGCUCGACUGGCAGCCAGUUUUGUUGACCUACGCAAAGGUCUGUACCUCGGCUAGUCUGUUUGUUACUGUCUCAAAGACAAUAACUCUUAGACAAUUAGCAUGUCAGCAAAUGUAAUGACAGCGGCACUUACACAGAUGUAUGGUUAAUAGCAUCAAAUUUUACCCUUUCUAGCCGCUGACAGUUUGUUUAACACGUCUUGGUACUUUACUUUCGCCAGUGUGUAGUCGACUGUUUCCACUUUCACCACUGAUAGCCUGUCAGCCAGUGUAUCGACCAGCAUCUUGCUCCCCAUCUCAAACAAUGUGUUCUAAACUGUCAUGACCUGUACCCGUUUUUCUCUUUCAGGCAGCAUGUCCACCAGCGGCUGGAAAUCCACCUCGGUCAGUGACUCCCAAGGUUUUUCAAAUUACACCACUAAUAGCCUAGCAAACAAUCUGUCCAUCAGCCCCGCUUUUUGAGUUUUCGCUAGUGUGUUUUCAAGUUACUUCACCUGCAUUCUUGCAUGCCUCUGAACUAGAGUGUCAACCAUCGUGUCAAUCUCUACCUCAGACACUGUGCCGCAAAAUUUGUUAAGCAUACAGCAUCAAGCAUUCAUGGCCUUUAGCCAGGCCAGUGAGGCGCUUAGCGUCUCGGAAUUGGACAGUGUGUAAAGAAGGUAUUCGAGCUUUACCUAUGAUAGGCUAUUAGUCAGUGUGUAAGGAAGUGUCUUGACCUCCAACUUUGGUAAGCUCAUAGAGAGAGACGACCAGCCUCUCCGUCUCCACGUAGGCCAGUGUCUCGUCAAGUUUGUCGACUUUCGUUACAACUUUGCUAGCUCGGGCUUUUGUUGUUUGACCAGCCUCUCCCUAGGACUCUACCUUCACGAGGGAGUCGUAGAGUGUCUUGACCUCGGCCAUCGCUAGCUCUUCAGCCAGUGUGUCUACAAGCGCUUUGGUUUCCAUCAAGGCGAUUAUUUUUUUAAUUUUCUUGAUGUCCACCUUUACUAGCUAUGCAGAUAGUGUCUCCACCAAAGCGUCAGCCUCGACAUUCCAAAAUAUGUUGGUAAGAGUGCUUAUCUCCACCUCUGUAAGCCUCUUAAUUAGGGUGUGGAACAGUGCGUUUGCAUCCAACACGGUCAGUGUGUCGCUUAGUGUCCUGACCUCUAUCUUUAUCCCAAAACUAGGUCUCCACCCCGCCUAAUGUUUGGCCAAGUGUGUGAACCUCUUUCUCUGCAAGGCUGUAGGCUAGUGUCUCAGGUGUGUGUCAGCUUCCACCACGAACAGUAAGUGGCCAAAUGUGUUGACUUGCCACUCUGUUACCUUUUCAGGCAGUGUGUCUACUUUGCCUUGGCCUACUUCUUGGCUUUUCCUACGCCACGUGUCUCGACCUCCACCUCUGCUGCCCUGUCAACCAGUGUGUUUACCAGUGCAUCAUUUUUGGCGUUGGCUGGUGUCGCCAAGUUUCUCGACCUUUACUUCUGCUUGCCUAGCAACCAUUUGGUAGUGCAGCGCCUAGGCGUUUUCCUCAAGCUGUUUGUCGCAAGUGACUGGAUCUCAUUCUCUGCUACCGUGUUCUUUAAUGUGUGUAACGUUUCCAUGCCCUUUAGCUUGGACAGUGUGUUGCCAAAUGUGUGGACCUUAACCUCUGUUUCCCUGGCUGCUAUUGUGUUAAGCACCGCUUUGCUUUGCGUCUCGGCGUCCACCUCGGCAUCUGUUUAGCAUAGCGCCUGCACAUCCACCUCUUUCACUCUGUAAGCAAGUGUGAACCAACGCUUUAGUUUUUACUACGGACAGUUUGUCCUUAAUUGUGUCGACCUCUAUUGCUACCAACAUGUCCGCCAGUGUGGCCUUGGCCUCCAUUUAAGCUACUCUCUCGCCAAGUGUCUUGUUCUACACCUUUUCUUGCAUUUUAACUCGUGCUUCGAUUAUCGCUUUAGCCUUUACUUUGUACAGUAUCUCGCAAAAUGUUUUGACCACCGCUUGGAGUAGCGUCUUUGUUAGGGUGUUGUCUCAACUUGCAUUUCUGCUAGCCUUUCACUCAGUGUAUUCAGCAGCCUCUUGGCCUACAGCUCGGCCACUGUGUCGCUAAGUGUCUCGACCUCCACCUCUGAUCGCCUGUCAGUCAGUGUGCCUACCUUUGCCUCGUUGUCCUAGUUGGUUUUUCUUUCACCAAGUGUCUCGACCUCCACGUCUGCUAGUCACUCAGCCAGUUUAUUUACCAGUGCAUCAUUUUCGCAUUAACUGGUGUCGCCAAGUUUCUUGACCUUUACUUCUGCUUACCUUGCAACCAUUUGGUAGUGCAGCGCCUUGGCGUUUACCUCAAGCUGCGUGUCGCCAAGUGACUGGACCUCAUUCUCUGCUACCUUGUCACUUAAUGUGUGUAACGUUUCCAUACACUUCAGCUCGGACAGUGUGUCGGCGAGUGUGUGGACCUUGACCUCUGUUUUUGUGUCUGCCAGUGUGUCAAUCACCGCUUUGCACUCUACCUUGAACGGCAUGUUGCCAACUUUAUAUUCCUCCAGCACUGGUAGUCUGUCAGUAAGUGCGUAUAUAAGCGUCUAGGCGUCCACCUCGGAAAGCGUGGAGCAUAGCUCCUGACAUCCACCUCUAUCGCUGUGUAAUCAAGUUUUUCCACCAACGCUUUAUUCUUUACCAGGUACAGUUUGUCCCCAAGAGUGUCGACCUCUACCGCUAACAGCAUGUCCGGCAGUGUGGCCUUGGCCACUUCAGCUAGUCUUCAGUGUCUUGUUCUCCACCUUUGCUUGCCUUUUAACCAGUGCCUCGAUUAUCGCUUUAGCCUUCACCUCUUACAGUAUUUCGCAAAAUGGGCUGACCUUCACUUGCAUUAGCCUCUUUGUUCGCGUGUCGUCUCAACUUGCAUUUCUGCUUGAUUGUCACCUAGUGUAUGCAGCAGCUUCUCGGCCUCCAGCUCGGUCACUGUGACGCUAAAUGUCUCGACCUCCCACUCUGCUCGCCUGUCAGCCAGUGUGUAGACCUGCGCCAUUAGCUGCGCCGCAGCUAGUUGGUAGCCUGUCAGUUAAUGUGUAGUCCAAAAACUAACUCUUCACCUCGCCUAAUGUUUGGCGAGAUGUGUCAACCUCUUUCUCCGCAAGCAUGUAGCCUAGUGUCGCAGUUGGCCACCAAGAACAGUAAUUCGCCAACUGUGUUGACUUGCCCUCAGUUACCUUUUCAGCGUGUGUUUCUACUUUGCCUCGGCCUUUCUCUUGGCCUGUCCUACGCAAAGUGUGUCGAACUCCACCUCUGCUACGCUGUCAGCUCUUUUAGUCUAUAAGCAAGUGUUUCCACCAGCGCUUUAGUGUUUACCAUGGACAGUUUCUCCCCCAGUGUGUCGACCUCUAUUGCCACAAGCAUGUCCGUUAGUGUGGACAAGCCCUCCACUUCAGCUAGUCUUUUGCCAGGAGUCUUGUUCUCCACCUUUGCUUGACUUUUAACCAGUGCCUCGAUUAUCGCUUUUGCCUGUAUCUCGUAAUGUGUCUCGCAAACUGUGUUAACCUUCACUUGGAUUAGCCUCUUUGUUCGUGUGUCGUCUCAACUUGCAUUUCUGCUAGCCUGUCAUUCAGUGUCUGCUCCAGUUUCUUGGGCUUCAGCUCGGCCACUGAGACACUAAGUGUCUUGACCUCCACUUCUGCUCGCCUGACAGCCAGUUUUGUUGACCUACGCAAAGGUCUGUACCUCGGCUAGUCUGUUUGUUACUGUCUCAAAGACAAUAACUCUUAGACAAUUAGCAUGUCAGCAAAUGUAAUGACAGCGGCACCUACACAAAUGUAUGGUUAAUAGUAUCAUAUUUUUCCCUUGCUUUCCGCUGACAGUUUGUUUAACACCUCUUAGUACUUUACUUUCGCCAGUGUAUAGCCGACUGUUUCCAUCUUUACCACUGAUAGCCUGUCAGCCAGUGUAUCGACCAGUGUAAUGGUCCUUACCUCGAACAAUGUGUUCUGAAGUGUUUUGACCUCUACCUAUUUUUCCCUUCCAGACAGCGUGUGGACCAGCGCCUGGAACUCAACCUCGGCCAGUGACUCGCAAGGCUUUUCAACCUACACUAAUAAUACUCUAGCAACCAAUGUGGCGAACAGCGCCGAUAUUUCUUUUUUCGUUAGUGUGUUUUCAAGUGAUCCUACCUGUAUCCCUCCUUGGCUCUCAACCAGAGUUUCAUCCAGCGUGUCAAUCUCCACUUCAGACAGUGUUUCGCCAUAUAUGUUAAGCAUACAGCAUAAAGCAUCAUCAUGAACUUAAGCCCGGCCUUGCCUAGCGUCUCGAACUCGAACAGUGUGUAGAGAAGUUAUUCAAGCUCUACUUUUCUCAAGUGUGUCAACUUGCUCUUCGUCGAGCCUGUAAGCCAGUAUGUCAACCAGCCUCUGGGCACCGCCUCUGCCAGCCUUGUGCUAAGUGUCUCAAUUUUCUAUACUACUAGGUUCUUCGCUAGUGUCUCAGUUGGGUGUGAGCAUCUAUCACGAACAGUAAGUAGCCAAAUGUGUUGACUUCGCACUCUGUUACCUUUUCAGCCAGUGUGCCUACUUUGCCGCGGCCUACUUCUCUGCUUUUCCUACGCCAAGUGUCUCGACCUCAACCUCUGCUGCCCUGUCACCCAGUGUGUUUACCAGUGCAUCAUUUUCGGCGUUGGCUGGUGUCCCCAAGUUUCUUGACCUCUACUUCUGCUUUCCUAUCAGUUAUUCGGUAGCCAAGUGCCUUGGUGUUUACCUCAAGCUGUGUGUCGCCAAGUAACCCGACCUCAUUUUCUGCUACUGUUACACUCAAUGUGUGUAACGUUUGCAUACCCUUCAGCUCGGACAGUGUGUCGCCAAGUGAGUGGACCUCAACCUCUGAUUUUCUGUCUGCGGAUAUGUCAAGCACCUCUUUGCACUGUACCUUGGCUGGCAAGUUGCCAACUUUUUUUUUCUUCACCACAGAUAGCCUGUCAGUCAGUGCGUAUAUAAGCGUCUCGGGGUCUACCUUGACAAGUGGGUAGUAUAGUGUCUGGACAUCCACCUGUCUUACCAUGCAAGCAAGAGUGUCCACCACCGCUUUAGGUCUUUACCAUAAUAAGUUUGUCCCAAAGUGUGUCGACCUCUACUACUACCAGCCAAGUGAGUGGGCCUCAUUCUCUUAUUUUCUGUCUGCGGGUGUGUGAGGCACCGCUUUGCACUUUUCCUUGGAGUGGCAAGUUGCCAACUUUGUUUUUCUUCACCACAGGUAGCCUGUCAGUCAGUGCGUGUAUAAGCGUCUUGGCGUCCACCUUAAGAAGUGGGUAAUAUAGUGUCUGGAGAUCCACUGUCUUACCCUGUAAGCAAGUAUGUCCACCACCGCUUUAGGUCUUUACCAUAAAAAAUUUGUCCCAAAGUGUGUCGACCUCUACUACCACCAGCAUGUCUGCCAGUGUGGCCUUGGCUUUCACUUUAGCAAGUCUUUUACGAAGUGUCUUGUUCUCCACCUUUGCUUGGAUUUUAAGCGGUGGCUCGAUUAUCGCUUUUUCCUCUACCUCGUACAGUGUCUCGCAAACUCUGUUGACCUGCACUUGGACUAGCGUCAUUGUGCGUGCGUCGUCUUAACUUGCAUUUCUGCUAGCCUGUUACUCAGUGUAUGCACCAGCUUCUUGGCCUCUAGGUCGGCUACUUUGUCGCUUAGUUUCUCGAACUGCAGCUCUACUCGUCUUUCAGCCAGUGUGACUACUUGUUCGUCGCCCUACUUUUUGGCUUUUUGUUCGCCGUGUCCCGACCUUUUUGCUUGCUAUCCUGUCAGCCGGUGUGUUUACAAAUGCAUCUUUUUCGGCGUUGUCUAGUGUCGCCAAGUUUCUCGCACUUUACUUCUGCUUGCUCAGCAAUAAUUUGAUAGUGCAGGGCCUUAGCAUUUCCAUCAAGCUGUGUCGACAAGAGACCUGCAGUUUGACAAGCCUUUUUGUUACUGUGUCGUCGGAACUUGGAUUUGUGCUAGCCUGUCAGCUAAUUUUUCAAGCAGCUUCUUUGCCUCCUGCUCGGCUACUGUUUUGCUAAGUGUCUCGACCUCCUAUCUGCUCGCCUGUCAGCUGCUGUGUCGACCUACGAAAAGGUCUACACCUCGGCUAGUCUGUUGCUUAGUGCCUUAACGACAAUCACUCCUAGACAAUUACCAUGUCAGCAAAUGUGUUGAUUUAAAACUAUCAAAAUCUACCUCUGCUAGCCGCUGACAGUUUUUUUACACCGUCUGGUACUUUACCUUGGCCUGUGUGUAGCCAACUGCUUGGACUUUUACCACUGAAAGUCUGUCUGCCAGUGUGUCGACCAAACAAUGUGUUCUAAAGUGUUUUGACUUCUACGCAUUUUUUUCUUUAAGGCUGCGUGUCGACCAGCGCCCGAAACCCCAUCUCGGCCAGUGACUCUCAAAGUUUUUUAACCUAAACCCCUAAUAGCCUAGCAACCAAUUUGUCGAGCAGCGCCGAUCUCUUUGUUUUUGCUAGUUUGUUUUUAAGUGACCCUACCUGCAUCCUUGCUUGCUUCUCAACCACAGUAUUAGCCAGCGUGUCAAUCUGCACCUCAGACAGUGUUUCGCCAAAUAUUUUAAGCAUACAGAAUAAAGCAUCGCCAUGAACUUCAGCCUGGCCUUGCCUAACGUCUCGAACUUGAAGAGUGUGUAGAGAUAAGAUCCGACCUAGAGUUUUGUCGAGUGCGUCAACUUGCUCCAUCGCUAGCUUGUCAGCCAGCACGCCCACCAGCCUCUGGCGUCAACCUCGGCUUGUGUUUUGCUAAGUGUCUCAAACUUAAAUACUACUAACCUUUCGGGUAGUGUCUUGACCUAGGCAAGGCCUGCACCUUGAGUAGUGUGUUGCUCAGUGUCUCGAAGUCCACCUCUCUUUGUCUGUUUGCCAAUGUGUUGACUAGUGCUUUGGCUUUCUUCUUUGUCAGUGAGGCCAUGUUGCCAACUCCACCUCAUUAGGAUGUUAGUAAGCGUGUGGAAGAGUGUCUUGACCUCCAGCUUUAGUAGGUUUAUAGAGAUUGUCAACCAGCCUUUCCGCCUUAAACCAACGCCAGUGUCUCGCCAAGUUUGUCGACUUUCUUUACAACUCUGCUAGCUUGGGCUCUUGUGUUUUGACAAGCCUCUUCCUACGACUCUGCCUUCACGCGGGCGCCGAGGAGUGUCUUGAGCUGGCCUCGCUAGCCAUUCAGCAAGUUUGAUUACAAGCGCUUUGGCUUACAUCUACGCCAUUCUUUUUGUAAUUUUCUUAAUGUCCACCUUUGCUAGCUAUGCAGAUAGUAUCUCUAUUAGUGCGUUAGCCUCGACCUUGGCUUUGCAAACAUCUUAGUUAGGGUGUCGACCAGCGCAUCUAACACGGCCAGUGUGUCGCUUACUUUAGACCUUACUUUAAGACUUUACUUUGGCCAUGGUCUGGAAAAGAGUGUCGAGCUACACCUGUCCUACCUUGUCAGCCAGUUUUUUAACCAGCUUCUGGGCCUGUACUUCGGCCAGUCUUGCGCCGAGUUUCUGGAACUAAACCUCUGCUAGCCUGACAGCCACUGUAACUACCGUUUUCCGUUAGCCAGUGUUUAACCAAGUUUGUCGGCUUUGGCAACUGCUAGCCUAUUAGCAAAUUAAUCGGGCAAGCAAGUCAGCCUUUCUUUUAGCUACGGUGGUGUCAAGUGUCUCGACCUUCAACUUUGGUAGCCUGUCAGUUAAUGUGUAGUCCAAAAACUAACUCUUCACCUCCCCUAAUGUUUGGCGAAAUGUGUCAACCUCUUUUUCCGCAAGCCUGCAGCCUAGUGUCGCAGUUGGGCGCCAGUCUCCACCACGAACAGUAAUUCGCCAACUGUGUUGACUUCUCACUCAGUUACCUUUUAAGCCAUUGUGUCUACUUUGCCUCGGCCUUCUUCUUGGCCUAUUCUUCGCAAAGUGUCUCGACCUCCACCUCUGCUAGCCUGUCACCCAGUUUCUUUACCAGUACAUCAUUUUUGGCGUUGGCUGGUGUCGCCAAGUUUCUCGACCUUUACUUCUGCUUCCCUAUCAGUUAUUCGGUAGCCAAGUGCAUUGGUGUUUACCUCAAGCUGUGUGUUGCCAAGUAACUCGACCUCAUUUUCUGCUACUGUGACACUCAAUGUGUGUAACGUUUGCAUACCCUUCAGCUCGGACAGUGUGUCGCCAAGUGAGUGGACCUCAACCUCUGAUUUUCUGUCUGCGGUUGUGUCAAGCACCUCUUUGCACUGUGCCUUGGCUGGCAAGUUGAAAACUUUAUUUUUCUUCACCACAGGUAGCCUGUCAGUCAGUGCGUAUAUAAGCGUCUCGGCGUCUACCUUGACAAGUGGGUAGGAUAGUGUCGGGACAUCCACCUGUCUUACCCUGUAAGCAAGUGUGUCCACCACCGCUUUAGGUCUUUACCAUGAAAAGUUUGUCCCAAAGUGUGUCGACCUUUACAGCUACCAGCAUGUCUGCCAGUGUGGCCUUGGCUUUCACUUUAGCAAGUCUUUUACGAAGUGUCUUGUUCUCCACCUUUGCUUGGCUUUUAACCAGUGCCUCGAUUAUCGCUUUUUCCUCUACCUUGUACAGUGUCUCGCAAACUCUGUUGACCUGCUCUUGGACUAGCGUCAUUGUU
Porites evermanni is the source of this 10140-nucleotide messenger RNA. NCBI's taxonomy places the organism in Eukaryota, Metazoa, Cnidaria, Anthozoa, Scleractinia, Poritidae. The record is from the annotation of a GenBank genome assembly.